Vidua macroura (Pin-tailed whydah) is the source of this 1671-nucleotide messenger RNA. RefSeq names its product proline and serine rich coiled-coil 1 (gene PSRC1). Gene Ontology annotation, molecular function: microtubule binding. NCBI's taxonomy places the organism in Eukaryota, Metazoa, Chordata, Aves, Passeriformes, Viduidae. Gene Ontology annotation, cellular component: microtubule cytoskeleton. The record is from RefSeq and is a predicted model, not a curated record.
AUGAGGGCGGGGCACGGGGGAGGGGAAGGGCCAAUCAGUGAGGCGGAAAGCGAGGAGAUUGGCCAAUCAAAGUGGAGGUUUAAAGGGCGCGGGCCAAUCGGACCCCGGGGCGGGCACGCCGCGAUCGAGCCGCAAGGGGAGGGGGAAUUCGAACCAGACCACGCUCCUUUCGCUAGGCCACGCCUUCUCGGCGCGCGCGACGAGCGGGAGCCGGGGGCGGUGAGGUGGCCCCGGUGCCCUGAGGCGAUGGCCGAAGACCGAGAUGUUCGAUUUGUCACCGAGGAGAGCUUCGACUUCGGUGUGCUGUCCCCGUCUGACAGCCAGGAGGAAGAGGAGGAUGAGGAUAGCCCAGGCGUGGUGUGCCGGCACGGGGGUGGCAACGGGCGCUGGAGUCCCCUGAGUGGGGCCCGUCUGGAAGAGAUGGUGCGGGAGGCCACGCGCCUGGCAGCACAGUUGGAGGGGUGUCACCUGCCCGCUCCCGGAGACCCCUCGGGACCCACCGCCACGCCCCCCAGCACACCCCGCAGCCCCCGCCGCCAGACCUUCGUGGUGAAGGACAGCCCGGUGCGGGCGCUCCUGCCCACCGUGGAGUCUCGGGGACCUGCCCCCGUCCCCCGCCUCCCCACCAAGCCCCGGGGGGUCUCUGCUGCCACCAGUGUCCCCAAGGUACCCCCCAGCCGUAAUUCCACAGCAGCAGCAAAGGGACCCUCGGGUGGCAGGGGGCUCCCCCCCAGCCGCGUGGGCCCCCCCCGGCCAUGCCCUCCUCAGGGGCAGGGGGCUGGUGCCCAGGGCAGGUCAGAGCCCCACCGGGGGGGGACAGCAGGCCAGGCUAAGGUGAGGGGGGGCACAGUCCCCUGUCCCCCCUCCACCCGCCAGCCCCACACCAGGACCACCACCACCACUGUCCCCUCCGGCUGUUCCCCGGCAUCCACUGUCCUCCCCAGGGUGUCCCCUCGGACUCCAGCAGCAGGUGGGAGGGCCCCCACCCCCAGAGGCACAGGCGCAGCCCCCACAACUGGUGCCUCGGGGUGCAAACCAGGACCCCCACCUGCACGCCUGCGGCCCCCCCGCAAGACAGCGGUGAACAGCACCCCGAGGUGACACCCCCAAACCACCCCACACCCACCCAGAGGCCCUGGGGGCACCCAGACCCCCCCCUAGGUAUCAGCCAAGGUACCUAGGCUGGGGUGGGCAGAGCCAAGGCCACCCCAGGGAUGAGCUGAGGCAUCCACUGGGUUUUGGAAGGAGGCAGGCAGCACCAGGGGCCCCCAGGAAACAGCUAAGGCACCUGUGGGGUUGACAGGUUGCAAGGCAGAGUUGGAACCCCCAGGGACCAGCUGAGGUUGGGGUGGCAGAGUCAGGGGCCUCCCCCAGGGAUGAGCCAAGACAUUCAUUGAGUUUUGCUUUAAUUACAAAAGGUCCCAUCAGCAGUAGGAAACCUCCCAUGUCCCCCAGCACCCAGGGGUCUCUCAUCCCCCCAACACCCAUGCCUGGGUUCCCCCACCUGAGCCUCACCCCUGAGCAGGGGGGAUCCCAGACAUCCCUGUAACCCGUAGCUGAUCCCCCUUCCACAUGCCCCCCCACCUGGGGGAGUUGGCACCAUGGGACGGGUUGCACCUUCGUGGGGGUUGGCACAGUGGGCAAAGUUGGUUAUAAAUUCCUUUUUUUGUA